UCCUAAAUCCAGUAGCUCAAACGGAACGAUACCGACAUCAUAUGAAACCAUUUCUAAGAGCAGGGAAAUGUUUUUUUUUGUUUUUGUUUUUUCAGAUGAAGACAUAACCCGAGACCUGGCAUACGACACACAACUCCAGCAUUCGCAUCUGAUUCCAGGGAUGACAUCUGGCCAGUGAUGCAGUGGGCUGAAUGCAUGCAGCAUCAUUUGUCAUAGAGGCAGUGCUGAAAGGGACAGCUCGAGAUUUUGGGGCUCAAUAAAUCCGGCCUGUUAUUUGUAUUUAUUUAUUUAUAUUUUACUGGGUCCAUGCCGUUGUUCGGUGUUCACACUCGUAACAAGAGAUACACAUAUUGGAAUUAUAAAUAAGAGGAAACAGACGCAACACGUUGUUGGCUGGUCAUCAGGAGCUGAAGGUGUCAUUCAGUCUUCAUUCAUGGGAUGACGUCUCAGAGUGUUUCCUGUCACAUCGCCCCCUGCCCCAUCUCCUGUGUCCCUCUCAUCUGUCCAUCUGUGGGGUCCUGACGCCACAGGGGCUCAUGAGACGCUUUGUGUACUGUAAGGUGGUGCUGACCACCUCUUUGGUCUGGGUGCUAGUGGACGUCUUCCUGCUGCUGUACUUCAGUGAGUGCAACAAAUGCGACAACAAGAAGGACCACUCACUCCUGCCUGCGCUCAGAGCGGUGAUGUCCCGCACCCAUGAGGCACCAGGUGAAAUGGGGAAGGCUGUGGUAAUUCCCAAAGAAGAGCAGGAGAAGAUGAAAGAGCUCUUUAAAAUCAAUCAGUUCAACCUUAUGGCCAGUGACAUGAUUGCACUCAACAGGAGUCUGCCAGAUGUUCGGCUGGACGGCUGUAAAACCAAGACGUACCCCGAUGACCUUCCAAACACCAGCAUUGUGAUCGUGUUUCAUAAUGAAGCAUGGAGUACACUUUUGAGAACCAUACACAGUGCCAUAAACCGCUCGCCCAGACACCUGCUGCUUGAGAUACUGCUAGUGGAUGAUGCCAGCGAGAGAGAUUUUCUUAAGAAACCAUUAGAGGACCAUGUUGCGACUCUGGAGGUUCCGGUGCGAAUUUUAAGGAUGGAGCAGCGAUCAGGUUUGAUUCGAGCACGACUAAGAGGGGCAGCCGCCACGCGAGGACAGGUCAUCACCUUCCUGGAUGCCCACUGUGAGUGCACUGUAGGGUGGCUGGAGCCACUGCUGGCCCGGAUCAAAGAGGACAGGAGGGCUGUGGUCUGUCCAAUCAUUGAUGUCAUCAGUGAUGAGACAUUCGAGUACAUGGCCGGCUCAGAUAUGACCUAUGGGGGAUUCAACUGGAAGCUCAACUUCAGAUGGUAUCCAGUUCCUCAGAGAGAGAUGGACCGACGCAAGGGGGACAGAACCCUUCCUGUUAGAACUCCCACAAUGGCAGGAGGUCUGUUCUCUAUUGACAGAACAUAUUUUGAAGAGAUUGGCACAUAUGAUUCAGGCAUGGACAUAUGGGGAGGAGAAAAUCUUGAGAUGUCUUUUAGGAUCUGGCAGUGUGGAGGAUCUCUAGAGAUAGUCACAUGUUCUCAUGUAGGCCAUGUGUUCCGGAAGGCCACACCAUACAGCUUCCCUGGUGGAACUGGUCAGGUGAUCAACAAGAACAACAGACGAUUGGCUGAAGUCUGGAUGGAUGAGUUCAAAGAUUUCUUCUACAUCAUCUCACCAGGUGUGGUUCGGGUGGAUUAUGGCGACGUUUCUUUGCGGAAGGCUUUGAGAGAAUCACUGAAGUGUAAACCCUUCUCAUGGUACCUGGAGAACAUUUACCCCGACUCUCAGAUUCCACGCAGAUACUACUCACUUGGGGAGAUCAGAAAUGUUGAGACAAAUCAGUGUGUGGAUAACAUGGGCCGUAAAGAGAAUGAAAAGGUUGGCUUCUUCAACUGCCAUGGAAUGGGUGGCAACCAGGUGUUUUCAUAUACGGCCGACAAAGAGAUUCGAACCGAUGACCUGUGUCUGGAUGCAUCGCGGCUUAAUGGACCUGUUGUUAUGCUGAAGUGCCACCACAUGAAAGGAAACCAGAUGUUUGAGUACGAUGCAGAGCGGCUGACUCUGCUCCAUGUGAACAGUAACCAGUGUCUGGACAUGCCUUCUGAAGAGGAUAAGAUGGUUCCCACUCUCAGAGACUGCAGCGGCAGGCGAUCACAGCAGUGGAUCUUGAGGAACAUGACGCUAAGUGUCUGACAGAGCCGGCAACAACCAGUUCAGACCUGAAUCUCGUCACACACCACACACCAUGAGACCUGGAGUCAUUUUUAUGGCCUUCUUCACAGCUCUGUGAACUGUCAUUUUCUGGUUCAUAAUCAAGUUCAGCCAGGCUUUGAUCAGAAGAACCACACACAGCCCAUUUGCUGACCCAUUUGUGACCAGGCUUGUGUCUCUGUUUGUGUCUGGACUGCUUCCUUUAGCUCUCAGAUUCUCUGGUCUGGGGUCAAAUCACAGCCCAUGACCAGCUCUUGGCAAGGUUUAAACGCUUGCUGUCUCCGAUCUGAUCAUGUGUCACUGGCUAUCUAUGCUGCUCAUCCUGUGUGGGAGUUCUGGUGCCUCUUAAUAUCUUACACAUCAUAUCUUUGACAGUAGCCCUUAUGUUUCUUUGGAGAUGGAGUGAUUGUGUCAGCUUCCACUGUGCUGAAGUGCAUUUCACUCUGAGCAGAAGUUUAACUCUGUUCCGCUUUCCUUUCAGCACCUGAAGGGGUUUUGUGUUGGCCAGCGGAUUGUAUGCCAACUGUAUUACUUGCUGCUGCUUCUCAAAACUAACUUGAUCUCUUUCAUUAAGGCUGCAAUAUGUACUUAACCUGCCUUAAAGGGAUAUUUGUCCUAAAAUGAAAAUUCUGUCAUCAUUUACUCUCUCCAAGUUCAAACCUGUCGUUUCUUUCUUCUGUUGAAUACAAAACUGGUACAUUGUAGGUAACUGCGAUUGUUGCAUUCUUUUGAAUUUACUAAACUUGUUUCUUUUAGUUUAACUUAAAUUUUAACUGGAAUCAGGCUAAGGAUUUAUAUUUCCCAUCAUGCUUUGCCAUGGCUCUCGAAAAGAAGAGU
Messenger RNA from Onychostoma macrolepis, 3062 nucleotides. RefSeq names its product UDP-N-acetyl-alpha-D-galactosamine:polypeptide N-acetylgalactosaminyltransferase 13 (gene galnt13). Bases 537 to 2207 code for a protein of 556 amino acids. The transcript is spliced from 12 exons. Gene Ontology annotation, cellular component: Golgi apparatus. Lineage: Eukaryota; Metazoa; Chordata; Actinopteri; Cypriniformes; Cyprinidae. The record is from RefSeq and is a predicted model, not a curated record.